Messenger RNA from Quercus lobata, 450 nucleotides. RefSeq lists its product as uncharacterized. Bases 1 to 450 code for a protein of 149 amino acids. The transcript has a single exon. The record is from RefSeq and is a predicted model, not a curated record. NCBI's taxonomy places the organism in Eukaryota, Viridiplantae, Streptophyta, Magnoliopsida, Fagales, Fagaceae. Gene Ontology annotation, molecular function: RNA-DNA hybrid ribonuclease activity; nucleic acid binding.
AUGGAUCCUUUGAAGUAUUUAAUGGAAAAGCCUGUGCAAGAUAGGAAGACAGCCAAAUGGGUCUUGCUUUUGUCAAAAUUUGAUAUUAAGUAUGUAACUCAGAAAUCUGUAAAGGGGAGAGCAAUUGCUAAUCACUUAGUCCAUUGUUCACCAGAAGAGGCUGAAGAAAUCCAAGGAGACUUUCCAGAUAAAGAUAUCAUGGGGAUUAAAGUAGAAUCAUGGAAGAUGUACUUUGAUGGAGCAACAAAUCAAAAUGGAAGUGGAAUUGGAGUUCUCUUAAUUUCUCCAAAAGGGACACACAUCCCAUUUUUUGGUAGGCUUAACUUUCCUGCCACCAACAAUGCCACUAAAUAUGAAGCUUGUAUCAUGGGACUACAAGCAGCACUAGGCCUAGGGGUGAAAGGGUUGGAGGUGUAUGGAGACGCAGCCUUGAUCAUCUGCCAGAUUUAG